AUGGCAUAUGCUGGGAGGGAAUCGUUUUCCGGUUUGAGGCUUGACACGAGGUUCGCUAGAGAUCAGCCUCCUAGCACAAAUAAUCGAUAUGGAGAGGAACAGUUCUCGGGGCGAGAAGCCUCGCUCAAGGGACAAAAGGAUGGUGAAGAAAAUCCGGUGAUAGAUAAGCUUCAUACAGCGACACCUCCGAUGCAAGUUCCUCGGUCGGAUGAUAAUAAAAUUAAGGACUUUGACUCGGAGAUGAGCUAUUCUCAUCGUCCAGAAGAAUUUCGACGGUCAUUUGAGGCCUUUUUGCAUUCAGAUCAAUCGCUGCCCGAGGGCAAGCCAAACGAAGGCAGCCUCCCAGAAUUCGGUCUAAGAUCGAUACAAAAACCCCGGCCGUCUGCACUACGUAGGGUUCAAAUCCUAGAUUAUGACAGCCCCCACACAAAAGAGUCGAAUGGUGAAACUGAUGAGUCGCGGCAAGUCACGUCUCCAGACAGCGGCAUAUCUUUCACUUCUAGGAGGAAUGAAAAUGCAAAUUCAGCUAUUGAUACGGAUCAGCCUACGUCACUCACCUCGGUAUCGACAAUGUCUCCAUUAGAGGAGGUACGGACACCUUAUGAAUAUCCACGUGAAGGUCCCAGGGAUAUGUUGCUUUCACCAUUGUCUUCAUCCCCUCUUGUUCAACGAGCUGCCUCCCUUGACGACCCCAAUCUGUGGUCUACAGGCGUAGCAGGAUCCUAUAACGGCAAACCACGCAGUUACACAAUUGAUAGACACAAUAGUUGGAGACAGACGAUGCGCCAACAACGUUCUCGUCCAUCUACCGGAUCUAGUGGCAAAUCACCAGCAAGAGCUUUUCUGUCUAUGUGGAGCUCUCCUGAGGAAGUCAUAGCACCUCAACCUGAUGACGAGGGCCAGAUGGUGGGCACAGACUACGUUCUUGGCAAACAAAUCGGAUUCGGUGGCUUUAGUACGGUCAAAGAAGCAUAUAAAGUUGGGGCCGAUGGCUCUACCAGGCGGCUCGCGGUGAAGAUUGUAAGGAAGCAUGUUAGCGGCAAAAAUGAGAGAGAGAACGAUCAGGUACAAGCCGAAUUCGAUCAUGAAGUUCGAAUUUGGCGACAGCUGAAUCACCACCAUAUCCUAUCACUGGAAGCAGUGUAUGAAACAGACUAUGCUACGUUCUGUUUUACAAAGCUCUUUAUCGGCGGAACACUCUUUGAUUUGAUUAAAGCCAAUCGGGGUGGUCUAGACAUGAAGCUCGCUAGAAAAUACUCAUAUCAGCUGGCUUCUGCUCUUCGAUAUUUGCACGAAGACAUGCGAGUUGUACAUCGGGAUAUCAAGCUUGAGAACUGUUUACUAGAUCCCGAAAUGUCCGAAGAUGGUACAGAGGGUGCCAAACUUGUACUUUGCGACUUUGGUAUGGCUGAAUGGAUGGCCAACGACACCAGCAGCGAGUCUUUGGACACGUAUGACAAUCCUGCUGAUCGACCUCCACGCCAAAACAUUGGACCCAGUGGUUCUAGCACAAGCGUCGCGGGAAGCUUAGAAUAUGCGUCACCAGAACUCCUUCUCUCGUCCACGGGCUUGAUCGAUCCGGUGGUUGAUAUAUGGGCGCUCGGCGUCGUCAUCUAUGCGACGUUAGUAGGGUCUCGUCCAUUUCAGCACGGAUUUGGUCCACGAUUACAUGCCAGCAUUAUCAAAGGUGAAUGGAAUCACGACGCCGUUCCUGCAGGCCACGAAGAUGACCCCAGCUAUCAGGAAGCUUUGGAUUUGAUAUGUCACUGUCUUGACAAAGACACGGCCUCUCGGUGGACCAUACGACAGGUUCUUGGAUGCAAUUGGUUCUCGACUCUCACCGAGUCUUCGGAUGAACAUCUCGAUGAGCGGUCAUGGCGACUAUAG
Messenger RNA from Talaromyces marneffei, 1887 nucleotides. RefSeq lists its product as uncharacterized. Gene Ontology annotation, cellular component: cytoplasm. The transcript has a single exon. The record is from RefSeq and is a predicted model, not a curated record. Gene Ontology annotation, molecular function: ATP binding; tau-protein kinase activity; protein serine/threonine kinase activity. Gene Ontology annotation, biological process: microtubule cytoskeleton organization; protein phosphorylation; intracellular signal transduction. NCBI's taxonomy places the organism in Eukaryota, Fungi, Ascomycota, Eurotiomycetes, Eurotiales, Trichocomaceae. Bases 1 to 1887 code for a protein of 628 amino acids.